GGUUGUGCAUGAGCCAUUCUAUGCAUGAGCCCGCAUGUUCUCGGGCGUAGGACCAGCGUAGCAGCAAGGUAACAGUGCGCAUGUGAGAUUGUGUAAAGCGCAUAGCAUGUAAGCUUUGUGAUCGUCAUCAGUGAAUGAGCGGUUUCUUCAGAAAUUCGCCGAGAAGCCAUUCAAGAAUGGGAGCGUUAUUAUCCGUGCUCGUGUACACGGCGAGGUCCUACUUACGCGAACCGGCGAGCCGCAAGCACCCAUUCGGUUUUCCCUUGCCUCCCGAGAUCCACAAAACUCUCACACCAGAGUACAUUGAGUCUUUUAAGCAAGUCUUUGUCGUCGGCGACGUGCAUGGUUGUUAUGAGGAGCUCAUGGAUCUCCUUGCCGUGGCUAAAGCCAGGGAGAAGGACACACUCAAGUUGUUCGUUGGCGAUCUUGUCAACAAGGGACCCAGAAGCGAAGAUGUUCUCGAGUUUCUUAUCAACCACCGUUCCUCGUGUCACUCCGUCCGUGGCAAUCACGACGAGGUGGUGCUUCGGGAGUACUACGCCUCACGGAACCCAAUGUAUGCUCUCCCUGCAGAGAACAAUUGGAUUAAACAGCUCACAGUGUGCCAAGCCCGCUUCCUUGAGCAGCUUCCCUACACUUUGCUUAUGCCAAGCCUCAACACUGUCAUUGUGCAUGCUGGUCUUGUUCCUGACCAGGGACUAAGCACAUCGCUGAUGGACAUGGUCACCAUGCGAAAUGUCAUUAUUGAUGAUUUCUGGGAGAAUGGCGGCAUCAAGGCCACCUGUAAGAAUGAAGAACAUGCUGAGCCCUGGGGCCAAGUGUGGAAUGGGCCACAUCAUGUCAUUUUUGGCCAUGAUGCCAAGCGCAAGCUCCAGAAGUGGCGCCACUGUACGGGACUUGACACUGGGUGCGUCUACGGCAAUGCACUUACUGGCAUAUUCAUCACUGGGCCAAGGGCUGGCGAACUGGUGUCGGUGAAUGCCAAGUGCACCCACCAAAGGCCUAAGGACAAGCAGAAGUGACCAACUUUCUCUCUUGUGCCUCAUUAGUAACUGAAACAAAGUGCUCUUCAUUUAUACGCAUUGUGAAGUCAAGGGGGAAGUCCACUGGUGUUGAUGCGAAGCACAUCUCUGUACAAGACUAGUCAUAUUGCAGAAGGAGCUUGCUUACCCUUGGGCCUCUUGAACUCUUCUGGUUGGGAAAUUGCUCCAUCUUCAACUUUCCUCAUUCAUGUCUCAGAAGGGCAUACACCUCCGACUGUGAUAAUGGAAGCUUUGUGAUAUUUUCGUUAUAGGAUGUGAA
Molecule: messenger RNA, 1302 nt
Organism: Dermacentor albipictus
Lineage: Eukaryota; Metazoa; Arthropoda; Arachnida; Ixodida; Ixodidae
Product: serine/threonine-protein phosphatase 1-like
Biological process (GO): polyphosphate catabolic process
Cellular component (GO): cytoplasm
Molecular function (GO): endopolyphosphatase activity; phosphatase activity
Source: RefSeq, a predicted model, not a curated record